CCGUCACAACCACUCGGGAUUGUGAAGAUUUUUGAAGUGCGCGUUUGGUAGGAGCGCGACGGUAACGCGCUGCUCGUCACCUCGCGUCAUUACGGCGCCCCCCCCCCCCACCCUGAACAAAGCCGCCGUCACAACCGCUCGGGAUUGUGAAUCUAAAUGUUUGACAAGUGCGCGUUUGAUCGGGGCGCGCCGGUAACGCGCUGCUCGUCACCUCGCGUCAUUACGGCGCCCCCACCACCACCCUGAAACAAAGCCGCCGUCACAACCGCUCGGGAUUGUGAAUCUAAAUUUUGACAAGUGCGCGUUUGAUCGGGGCGCGCCGGUAACGCGCUGCUCGUCACCUCGCGUCAUUACGGCACCCCCCCCCCCCACCAGCACCCUUCCUGCCAAGCCACUGGGAAUUGUGAAGAUUUUUUAUUUUUAUUUUUUGGGCUGCGGGUCAAGAACGAGAAGCGAGAAACUCGGGGAGCCUCUCUCUCCUCGGCCCCGGCGACAUAACGGGACCACCACCACCAUCAUCAUCACCACCCCCGCCUUUGAUUUUUAAACGUGAGGGCGACACAACAAGAUCCCGGCUGUUGUUGGGGGCAGGUUGACGAAGGCCUGAACGGCGACACCCGGCCGCCUUUGUCUCCCCAAGUGCUGCUGCUGCUGCUCGAUACAGACACGACCCUUGCUCUAGGGCCGAGGCUCAGGACCGGUUUCAGAUCAUCGCCGCUGACGUUUGGGCGUGAGCGAGAUCAUGGCUCUCAGAGUAUUGUCAACCCAGGCUCUCGAUUGAAAGAGAAGAGACUGGAGCCCAUGACAGCACAGACGUAUGUAACAAGAGCAGCAGCAGCAGCAUGUGGCCAGCCACUCCAUGCCGCGCGCUGUCCCGCGCCUUCCUGGCACGCCUGUGCUUCUGGUCACUGGCGGCGCUCUCCGCCGUCACUGUGGCACUGGUGCUGCUGCUAUCGUACGGCGACCGCAUGGAGGAGCGCCUGCUGCUCAUGCAGCUGCCGUGGCAGGCGCCCGACUGCCGCCCGGACCGCUCGGCUGGCGGCGUUUCCCCGCAGGGGCGAGCGCGGUUCCUCAGCUCCCCCGGCGAGUUGUGCCGCCCCGGAGCGGAGCCCUUCCUCCUGAUCUGCGUGGCGAGCGCGCCGGAACACCGGUCGCGGCGCGAGGCCAUCAGGGAGACGUGGGGUGGCGUGCGGAAGGUGGCGGUGGCCUCGGCCGGCGGUGGCGGUGGCCGGGCGCUGGACGUGCGCGUCGUGUUUGUGCUGGGAGUGACGCGCAGCGACCGGACGAGGGCCAGCGUGCAGAACGAGUCGGUGGAACGGCGCGACAUUGUGCAGGCGGAAUUCCUCGACACGUACCGCAACCUGACGCUGAAGACGAUGGCGACGCUGCAGUGGUUCGUGUCGCGCUGCCCCGGGGUGCGCUUCCUCCUCAAAGCGGACGACGACGUCUUUGUGAAUCCGCACUCCCUGGUGGAACACCUGCACGACGCUCACGGACCGGCGUCGCCAGCUGACGAGGACUACGGUGGCGGAGGCAAAGGUGGCGGUGUUGGCGGCGGCGAAGGAGGUCACGACCUGUACCUGGGCCGUGUGCACUCGCGGGUGAGGCCGAACCGGGACCCGGCGAGCAAGGCGUUUGUGAGCGACGAGCGCUUUCCGGGCGACCACUACGCCCCCUACUGCAGCGGCACCGCCUACGUCCUCUCCGGCAGCGCGGCGCGCAAGGUUCUAUCCACUGCCCUGCUGCUACCGGCGCCGCUGCUGCCGCUGGAAGACGUGUUCGUGGGCGAGUGCGCCCGGCGCGCCGGCCUGCGACCGUCGCACACGGCGCUCUUCUCGGGCUCACUGCGCCUGCCCUUCAACCGCUGCUGCUACGGCCGCAUCUUCUCGUCGCACCGCAUGGAGCCUGCCGACCAGCGGCGAGCGUGGAGCGUGCUGCGGGGCCCGCCCUGCUCGCACGUCGAGCGACUCGCCGGCUUCGCCGUGUGCCGCGCCCUCGGGAUGAUCGCCGGCGCCUGGGCCUCGCUCGUGGGGCGGCAGUCGAACAUCACCGCGUCGGCGAGCGGAUUCGCCUGAGUGCCAUCCGUCCCGACCCCCUUCUGGGCUGACGAUUUGUGUGGAGGUGGAUGGGCGUGGGGUUCGGAAGGGUUCAACACGGCCGUGUCGGUGAUUCAGAGCAGGGAGGAGUGCUUUAGAGGGGUUCAUAAAUGGCCGUGUCGGUGACAAGGGUGGCUUAGAGGGGUGCAUAAUGGCUGUGCCGGUGACGCUGGGCAGGCAGUCUGACACAAGUGUGAAACUUUACUGACGAAAUUAAAACCCGCAGGACUGAUCCAGUGACUUCAUCGGGGGGUGUCAAUCAAAUAUAUAUUUUUAUAUAUGUCAACAGCUGUGAUUUUAAAGUGUUGUUUACUUGUUAAGGGUGCCGCUGUGGUGUAAUGGUUAUCAAACUGGGACUUGCGAUCCAGAGUUUGCCGGUUCAAUUUCAUCCGAUCCUCUGGCACGGUAGUUGUAACAACAGUGCAAAGUUUCUGAAAUCCAAACCCACUGCCUCUAUCCACGCAGCAGUGUAAAUGGGCAUCACCGCGGUUGAUCUUCAGUUUGCGUGUGGCGGGGUAAAGUGUGGGUUUUCCCACAUCUUCCAAGAUGUCUGACCAGUGAGGAAGAAUAGGCCAAGUACCAUCUAGAUAUACUGUUUUAGAAGGGCUCAAUGGAGCUCCCUUCAAGUACCAGUAGUUGCACAAGCCGCAGUUUCACACUGAUGCCAGGCAGCUUAGGACACUACCGAGGUGUAUCUACAACAUAAGCGUUUUCUGUGGUUGGGGUUGAGUCUUUUAAUUCGCUGUACACUUAAAACUACAGUCCACAAAUAGGCUGCCGGGUGGCCUUGAGGACUCAUAAUGCCCAUGUUGGAGACAAUGCAAGGUCAUCAUGAACUUUCUGGCUGGAUUAUGCAUCAGGUACCACGAAUAAUCUUUUUCAUUGGGUAUUCUAUUUUCAAAUAUUGACCCACGUAGAUUUGUUUUUUGUUAAACGAUUGGAAUUGAUCUAAUCGAGCUCGAAAAGCACAUGGAAUGAAAUCGCCUGUGUUGAACAAUGCCUUGUGAUAGAGGUACCACCAAGGCUUCCUUGCCCAGGAAUUGGUCAAACAUCUCAUUGUGGGACUCUCUUAAAAAAACACAUUGGUGAGACUCAGUCAGGCUCUCACUGGGUAGUUCCACAAACUAGGCACAUUGAUAUUUAAACUUUAAUAAUAAUAGUGAUAAUAAAAAUCAAGUUUUAUUAUGCGCACAUUUUCAUGGGAACAGUCACCCGUCUCUUUAAAGUGGUAGUGGGUUUGACACUCCCGAUUCGUGCUUAUUGGGGCGUCAUUUUAAAGAUGAUGAUAAUGCAGAAGGCACGGCUUGUGAAGUAAGCUACGUACUUGGAAAUGAAUGCACCAUCACCAUCCUAGCAUUGAUGGGAAUAUUCGGUUCAGAGUUCAUCGGACAGCCCUUGCUGUUGGAUGAGCAAUUCUCCCUUGUCAAGAGAGGUGGACAUGUUAUUUUAAAACCUAAAUUACAGUCCUAAUUGGUUGACAUAAUAUGCCCAAGUGAAAAGCCACUGAAUGAGUAUUAUAUUUAUGAUGCCCGACAUCUUUAAGGUGUCUUGAAUUUACUCGUUUGCAGUUGUGAUACUGAAAUCUAUCAAUAUAAGAGUUUCAGAAACAAAAGUGCAACUGAAAAUGAAAAAGACUCAUGUUCGACACAUCACUGUAUUUAUUUAAGUGAGUAUAACAGAAGCCAUAUUUUUUGUUUCCACGUAUUAUUGUUCAAUAGUUUUUUUUACGUUUUAAUUGUUUUACAAAUUGUCGGGUGUCUUUGUGCGUUUGCGCUAUUUUAAAGUUUGCGUGAGAAGUCAACAGUAUCAAAAUCAGCAGUGGAAUAGUAAUGCUCAUUUAUGUUGGGCGCCCCAAAUCAAAAGUUAAAAUACCACAUUCCUAUGAUGAGGAUCAUCACUACUGGUGACUUACCACAAAGUGGUACUCAUUUUAUUGAACCUGGAGUAUAUGAUGAUGAUGAUGGAGAGAGUUGGCUUUCAAUGGGGAUUUGAACUCAUAACUUUCUGAUUUGAGUCUAGUACCCUGGCAUACCAUCAACUGAUUAUGUCUAUAUUUUUUUAAGUCAUACGAACAUUUUAAAUGGUGAGUUUAUAGUACAAUAACGAUAUUUAACAAUGGGGGUGUUUUAUAACAAAAAAAAAUUGAAGGUGCCAAAAAUAUGUUUUUGACAUUUUCCAUUUUACCCAAAUAUUAGCGUUGCUAUUUCCACGUGCAAUAUAUGUAUCUAGUGAAUGCAGUUAGAAUGGGUGUC
Molecule: messenger RNA, 4348 nt
Organism: Petromyzon marinus (sea lamprey)
Lineage: Eukaryota; Metazoa; Chordata; Hyperoartia; Petromyzontiformes; Petromyzontidae
Source: RefSeq, a predicted model, not a curated record